Molecule: messenger RNA, 954 nt
Organism: Emiliania huxleyi CCMP1516
Lineage: Eukaryota; Haptophyta; Isochrysidales; Noelaerhabdaceae
Exons: 3
Coding region: 1-954 (317 amino acids)
Source: RefSeq, a predicted model, not a curated record
AUGCCUGCUGCCGAGUGUCAGAGCAAGGACGGCGCCUACGUCGAGAUCCGAAGCUCGAUAUUUGUAAUCAACGGCUUCUACAUGGCUAUGCGCGAGAAGUACACGAAGCCCAGCGCGUCCAUUUACUACUACCUCGUCGAGUGGGACCCCGCGAAGCUCUCCUGGGGCGACUUCCGCGAGAAGGUGCUCGGAGGGACCGACCCAGCGAUGGCGGCCGACGGGAGCGCACGCAAGGAGAUCUUCGCAAAGUGGAAAGCGCUCGGCCUCGCGUCCGAGCCGAACGUCGGCGACAACGGGAUGCACGCGUCCGCCUCCCCCUUCGAGGCGAUGGCGGAGCGACUCAACUGGGUCGGCGCCAAGCUGGAGGAGGACGCGUUUGGCAAGGCGAUGCUGCAGGCGGGGAUCCCGCGGGCGACGAUCAUGGAGUGGACCAAGGACCCGCAGGUGGCCUUCGAGGGGAAGAAGCAGUCGCUCUUCGACCUGCUCGAGGACCUCGACUACGCCGACUGCCUCGCGAAGGCCCAGAAGAUCGCCGGCGUCAGCGGCAGCGUGCCGGCGGGCAAGAGCCAAGCCUUUGUCUUUGUCAAGCCGCACGCCGUCACCGACCCGGUCAAGGCGCUGGCCAAGGAGAAGCUCGCCGCCGCCGGCAUCACCAUCGCGGCCGAGGGCGCGCUCGCAGGACCGCAGAUCGCAAAGGACCUCCUCAUCGACAACCACUACCGGCUCGGCGUCGACGGCGACCAGAUGGACAAGCUGUGGGCAAAUGCAAAGAAGAGCGACAACCUGGUCAAGUUCGGGGGAGGCUUCUACGCGGGCAAGAUCCCGGCGCCGAUGCCGUCGCCCAAGAAGAAGAAGGGGCUCAUCACGCGCACGUCGGGCGACAUGAGCGUCUUCAGCUCGGGCGAGAGCGUGCUGGACGCCGUGUUUGGACCCGAGGGCGGCAAGAUGCUCUGA